Messenger RNA from Salvelinus namaycush (lake trout), 1370 nucleotides. RefSeq names its product E3 ubiquitin-protein ligase RNF19A-like. The transcript has 4 exons. Gene Ontology annotation, cellular component: cytoplasm; ubiquitin ligase complex. The record is from RefSeq and is a predicted model, not a curated record. NCBI's taxonomy places the organism in Eukaryota, Metazoa, Chordata, Actinopteri, Salmoniformes, Salmonidae. Bases 420 to 1370 code for a protein of 316 amino acids. Gene Ontology annotation, biological process: ubiquitin-dependent protein catabolic process; protein polyubiquitination; positive regulation of proteasomal ubiquitin-dependent protein catabolic process. Gene Ontology annotation, molecular function: zinc ion binding; ubiquitin conjugating enzyme binding; ubiquitin protein ligase activity.
UGGUUGGUUGGUGGGUGUUUCCAAUGGGAAGGGCAGAAGUCUGGAACUGAGAAGUAACCCGUUGUAAGUUUCAACGAAGAACACAAAUGCCAUUUUCGGAUCAAUCCAUUUUUAUACCGAAGUGACAUCGGUGAAUCGUUGAAGUUCAACAUUUUUUCCCCCACGGGAAAAGCCGUAAGGUGGAUCUUUUUUUUUUUUAACGGUAGUGUGUGGUGUCCAGAACAGAUCCAGCCCUGUGGGCCAUACGAGACCAGACCUGGAGAGCAGGCCCAGGCCGCCACCAGAGACCACCACCAUGUCUGAACAGCCUGCGCCUGCUCCUUAACACCCUGUCCCCCCAGCCCCUCUCACCACCCCCCUCCCUCCCUGUGGAUGCCCCCCUGCCUGGUGGUGGUGGAGGAGCCUCCUCUGGUGGGGAGAUGAGCCUGCACCAGCUGAGGGGGGAUCGGGGGGGUUCUGGGUCUGAGAGGGACCUCCAGUCAGCUGCCUCCUCCAUCAGCCUGCCCUCCGUCAGGAAGGCCCCCAAGAAGAGACGCCUCUCCCUGCGCUCGCUGUUCAGCCGGCGCCACCGUGGGGACCGAGACCCCAAGAGGAAAUCACAGGACUUACAGAGCGGCGGUGUGGACGGGAUCGCCAGUGUGGAGAGCAUCCAUUCAGAGAUAUGUCAUGGAGACAAGACCUCGACGCUCUCCGCCCCUGUUGUGGCCUCUUCCUCCUCUGAGUUCCUGGAGUGUCCUCUCUGUCUCCUCCGCCACGCCAGAGACCGUUUCCCUGACAUCAUGACCUGCCACCACCGCUCCUGUGCUGAUUGCCUGCGCCAGUACUUACGGAUAGAGAUCAGCGAGUCGCGCGUCAACAUCAGCUGUCCAGAGUGCUCCGAGCGGUUCAACCCCCACGACAUACGCAUCAUCCUGGGAGACCAGCCCCUCAUGGAGAAGUACGAGGAGUUCAUGUUGAGGAGAUGGCUGGUGGCCGACCCUGACUGCCGCUGGUGCCCCGCCCCUGACUGCGGGUAUGCAGUCAUUGCCUUUGGCUGUGCCAGCUGUCCUAAGAUCACGUGUGGACGUGAGGGGUGUGGCACAGAGUUCUGCUACCACUGUAAACAGCUGUGGCACCCCAACCAGACGUGCGAUGCCGCUCGGCAGCAGAGAGCCCAGAGCCUGAGGCUACGCACCUUCCGUUCCUCAUCUCUCAACUACAGCCAGGAGAGUGGGGCUGCAGCUGAUGACAUCAAGCCGUGUCCGCGCUGCGCUGCUUACAUCAUCAAGAUGAACGACGGCAGCUGUAACCACAUGACCUGCGCCGUGUGCGGCUGUGAGUUCUGCUGGCUCUGCAUGAAGGAGAUCUCUGACCUGCACUACCUGAGGUGA